Messenger RNA from Protopolystoma xenopodis, 516 nucleotides. Lineage: Eukaryota; Metazoa; Platyhelminthes; Monogenea; Polystomatidea; Polystomatidae. The record is from the annotation of a GenBank genome assembly.
AUGAAACAAACCCGAAAGGCAGCUUACUAUAAUCCAGAAAUUGUCUCUUCUCCAACUUAUUCUGCUUUUGAACCUUACAAGUUUUGUCCACUUCUGCUACUGCCGGCUCUUAUGUGUCGUUCCGAUGGCUGGAAUAGUGAGACGUGGCAUAACUUCUUUCUUAACCUUAAUCGUUUAUCAAUCCACAACCAAAGUUUCUUUGAAGAUGACUUAUCUUCGGAACUUAAACAAACAUUCAUGGUUGCUUCCACCGCCGCCGGCGAUGUGUGGACUUUUCUUGCAGGCGGUCUUAGUGCGUCUGCUUCUAUUGAAGCCUCUUCUGUUUCACUAACGAACUCUGUAGAUCUGCCCCGCGACCAGUGGGACCGGGACAAGAGUCUUAGGUCUGAAGAUAAACUUUUUCAAAGGAACCGUGCUUUGGCUAGUCGCUGGCUAGUCUUUUCUCCCGAAGAAGUGCAAGUUCGUCUAUUGAUUCUGGUAAAUUUCCUUUUAGAUUUUGACAUGCAUUUACAUUGA